This is a messenger RNA of Copidosoma floridanum, 1249 nucleotides long. RefSeq lists its product as uncharacterized. NCBI's taxonomy places the organism in Eukaryota, Metazoa, Arthropoda, Insecta, Hymenoptera, Encyrtidae. The record is from RefSeq and is a predicted model, not a curated record.
UAGUAAAGUGGCAUUAACACGCGCAAGGCAUUUGAUUCGUGUAAACAUCUAUAAAACGGUGUAUACAAAAUAAAAUAAAUAAAAUCUGUACCAUUAUUCGUCAGCUUUGCCGGUCAAAGCCAUGAAGCUGUUUUUGUUAGCCGCUUUCUUUGCCGUUGCUUUGGCAUCCGAAUCAAAAAUCUGCCCGUGCCGUCAGGAUGGUUCCACUGCACAGGAAGGUUCGAGGGAGGAAUCAACCGAACAGCUCGGCGAUCACACGCCGGAGGACCGCGAAGUUCUGUCGGAGAGUGAAAAAAUUUCCGACCAGGUCUACGAGUUGGUGCCAUUUUUCAAACGACUGCUUCGCGACCACUUGUCGAAACACAAAAUCCCCGUGUCGGACGAGCUGCGCAGCGAACUGGGCGACAGGGAGAGCAGGCCGUCGAAAAAGCUGAAUAAACUGAUCACCCGCCGACGUUGCGGCAAAAACCACCGGGGAAGAAUCCACCGGUCCGAGGAUGAGGAUGAAACCAACGUGGACUCCCAUUUGUCCGGUGAAACCAAGCGCGGAAGAAAAUCUCACCACGAGCACCACGGAGAGGCCGACAAGUCCGGAAGGGGGAGGAGGCGACGAGAAACAAAGUCAAGCAGGCGUCACCAUCGUGGCCAUGGUGCACGCGAGGCAUCGAUCGAGGGCGAACGCGAGGAGGUAUCGUGGUCCACGUCUUAUUCCGGCGGUAAAAGAGCCAAAGGGGGUGACUACGAGCGAGUCACCGUGUACGAGCUGAUCGCUAUACCCGUUGGAGUAAAGCUGGUGAAGAAAAACAGCACCCAGUCAAAAAACCACAGCAGACAGGGAACGACGUCACCUCUCAUUGGUCAAAGAAUGGGUAUACGCGCGUCAAAUGAAACUACUGGGAACUCGAGUACAACCACGACCACGUCUACUUUGGGGAAGAUUCUCGCUCCACUGAAAGACAAAGCCGUGGCAAUAAAUACAAAUGCGACCGAAAGAGCCGUACAGCCAACUACUGAUUCCACUAACGAAGAUAACACAACAAUGGAACAUUCGAUAGGAAUAACCGGAUCACCUCUGAAUUAACCCGUAGGUAUAUAUAAUUUCCAAAAAUUGUGGAACAAGUAUAUACACGAUUAGUUUCAUCAGUGGUUGAUUCCGAUGUAUGUAUUCCGUAAAAUGUAGUAUAGUAACACUGUAGCGAGUUAAUCUUGAAUAAAGAUACAGCAUUGAAAAAGAAAAAGAAAAAAAAAA